AUGGCGGAAUCUCUCCUAGUAGUUGUCGAUGAUUUCUACUUUGCAGUGUUGUCAGUUGGCUCUGACGAUGGUGUUGAGGAAGACGUCUUUCCUAUUUCUGACGAAAAGUACGCAGAGCAGUUGUGUCUUCAAGAGGCUCUAAUGUGUUCUGUCAGAACUUCUACAUCUCCUGGUGUUACUAACAGUUCCUCUAAUCCACAUUAUCGAAAGUCAGAAAUUGGUGAAUCAUCUUCAUCCAGACUGAAAAUUGAAGAUACCUACAAGAAUACUAGCAAUAGCAAUGAUACGAAAAUGAAAUCAACAAUGAAUGUUAAUGCCAGUGCAGGAGAUGAUCAAUAUUCUUCUGAAAUGAGCUUCUGUGAGAUAUGCAUGGAAGCUAAGCCAACAAGUGAGAUGCGGAAGAGCACUAUCAAAUGUUCCCACAUUUAUUGUUUUGAAUGCAUCGCGAAACACAUUGCAGCAAAGAUACAAGACAACAUCUCUCAGAUCACAUGUCUAGAGUUUAAUUGCAAAGAGAUAUUGGAACCCCAUUUGUGCAGAGACAUCAUACCGGCUCAGGUGUUUGAUCGUUGGGAGAAUGCAUUGUGUGAGUCUCUAAUUCUUGCUUCACACAAGAUUUACUGCCCGUCCAAGGACUGUUCAGCGAUGCUUGUGAACGAUGAUGAUGGGGUUAUCAUAAGGGAAUCGGAGUGCCCUCAUUGCAGAUGA
Molecule: messenger RNA, 708 nt
Organism: Papaver somniferum (opium poppy)
Lineage: Eukaryota; Viridiplantae; Streptophyta; Magnoliopsida; Ranunculales; Papaveraceae
Product: E3 ubiquitin-protein ligase RNF14-like
Exons: 1
Coding region: 1-708 (235 amino acids)
Biological process (GO): positive regulation of proteasomal ubiquitin-dependent protein catabolic process; protein polyubiquitination; ubiquitin-dependent protein catabolic process
Cellular component (GO): cytoplasm; ubiquitin ligase complex
Molecular function (GO): ubiquitin conjugating enzyme binding; ubiquitin protein ligase activity
Source: RefSeq, a predicted model, not a curated record